Penicillium diatomitis is the source of this 1011-nucleotide messenger RNA. RefSeq lists its product as uncharacterized. The record is from RefSeq and is a predicted model, not a curated record. Lineage: Eukaryota; Fungi; Ascomycota; Eurotiomycetes; Eurotiales; Aspergillaceae. The transcript is spliced from 5 exons. Gene Ontology annotation, cellular component: Rad51C-XRCC3 complex; Rad51B-Rad51C-Rad51D-XRCC2 complex; replication fork. Gene Ontology annotation, biological process: meiotic DNA recombinase assembly; reciprocal meiotic recombination; DNA repair. Gene Ontology annotation, molecular function: crossover junction DNA endonuclease activity; four-way junction DNA binding; ATP binding. The coding region runs from base 1 to 1011 and encodes 336 amino acids.
AUGAGCAUCAAUAAGGAUUUACUCAGCCUGGAUGGUCUUGAUACGCUACCGGUUAUCUCCAUCUCGGCCUCGCAGUCUCUCAACGCCUCUGCUGCUGUUCGAGAAUCUAUCAGUACUGGACUUCCGCGUCUGAACGAGGCGCUAAAUGAUUUUUCCACGGACGAGCCCCGGCGAUCAGGUGGAAUUGUUCGCGGCCAUGUUACCGAGGUGUUUGGUCCACCGGGGGCAGGAAAAACGUCCUUUGCACUGAGCGCUGCAUCUCAAGCUCUGCGCGACGGCGGAAAAGUCGUCUGGAUCGACACGGGUUCACCACUCGCCACAUCUCGCCUCGAGUCCAUUACCCCCCAUCUCAAUAACCUCAUCUACUUCCGCGCACCCACCCUCCCACACUUACUGGCCCUGCUCAUCCGACCACCCAAGGAGUUUCCCCCUCCCGAAACCACCCUCCUCAUCAUCGACUCCAUCUCCUCCCUCUUCCCAGCCUACUUCCUCAGCGCCUCCGAACUCAAAGACCGUCUUGCCCAGGGCAAAAUCCCCGACAAGCCCCAGCUGCAGUGGCUCCUGAACCGGAAAUGGAACGUCAUCGGUGAUAUCGCCACGCAUCUGACCAGACUCGCCGCGCGGAAUAUCGCCGUGCUGGCGCUCAAUCAGACCCAUACGAAGAUCAAGGGUCAGCCGCGCGCAACGCUGCAUCCUGUUGUGGCGGGCGGGGCGUGGGAAACGAAUGUGCAGACGCGGAUUGUGUUGUAUCGGGAUUUGCCCGAUCUGCGGUUUGCGGAAGUGACGAAGAGAGCGGGGAGGAUGAUGGCUGUGAGGUUGGCGGAGUUGAUUGUGCCCUUUCGAGUUUGUGAUGGGGGCCUUGAGGCGGUUGAUGAGCCUUCAAGUCCAGAUCGUACUGCACUGACUCCAACUCGCAAGCGCAAAGCCGAUAAUGAAGUGGCAGAUAGCCAAGAUGAAGACUCAGAAGAGGAGUUUGAGUGGCUGAACGAUACAUCACUAGACGAUGAAUGA